AUGAAGGACGAAUACGUGGUUGGUGUACGCCCGCUAAUAUCAGCUAAACUUAUCUAUCUAUCUAUCUAUCUAUCUAUCUAUCUAUCUAUCUAUCUAUCUAUCUAUCUAUCUGCAUAUGCACAAGUUAACGUUGAUUCAAGCGUAAUCUUGCAGCAAACCUUUCGCCCGUUUCACAUUUCUUGUUUGUUUUGCUUCUUCGCUAUCUCUCUCACCCGCUUUGCUUUCUGUUGGAUGGCCGCCGUAACACUGGGGAAGAGACAUAAAACAUUAUCUAUCUAUCUAUCUAUCUAUCUAUCUAUCUAUCUAUCUAUCUAUCCCAUACAAUCACCGAAUUUAAGCAACGCUGAGCUACUGACGGGGUGCCUUCCUCGCUCCGACCCACUGCCUCAGACUCUGCUGCGCCCCGGCUGUCCACCUUCUUCGUUCGUCCAGAAUAACACCUUCUGUGUACCUGGUCUGAUUUAUGGUGGCAUAAGUGUGGCCAUUAUGGCAAGGGAAACGUUUUAUUUAGGAUUUAAUUUUUCCCGCUUACUUUCUCUUACGUUCAUCCUUAACCGCGUUCUUUUUCUUUCUUAUGUGCUUGCAUUUUCUUUCUUUCUUUCUUUGUUUUUUGAAACUGUGAUCAAUAAACGCUUUCUCAUAUGA
This is a messenger RNA of Acanthosepion pharaonis, 645 nucleotides long. The record is from the annotation of a GenBank genome assembly. NCBI's taxonomy places the organism in Eukaryota, Metazoa, Mollusca, Cephalopoda, Sepiida, Sepiidae.